This is a messenger RNA of Aedes albopictus (Asian tiger mosquito), 1485 nucleotides long. RefSeq lists its product as uncharacterized. The record is from RefSeq and is a predicted model, not a curated record. The coding region runs from base 1 to 1485 and encodes 494 amino acids. The transcript is spliced from 2 exons. Lineage: Eukaryota; Metazoa; Arthropoda; Insecta; Diptera; Culicidae.
AUGUCGGACCUACAAAGGCUAAUUACCCGUCGGAACGCCCUGAUGAUUCAGCUGAAGGAACUUGCUGCUAGCUUUCGGGAGACACAAGGAUCGAUCGAGGAGAAGCAGGAGAACCCCGAUGCCAUCGCAUCCGCCCACAACGUACGCAAGGAGUUCUUCGGUAUGUUCUACCGAGCCAAGGACGUUUUCGAAGGCUACUUGGACGAAUUCGACGUGGGAUCAUCGGUUAGCCAGCGAACAGCGGUCGAAUCGAGCGACUGGAAAGAGGCAUUUUAUCUGCUCAUCGAGACGCAGCGGAAGCUGCUGCUGGAUCAGGCAAGGACCACGAAAACCGUCGAAAAUCUUGCACAGCUGUCGAAUAGUGCCCCUCUCGAUGGAAGUCAGAUGCCGAAUUCGCUACCCCAGCUCGCCGUUCGAUUGCCUGCCAUCAACAUUCAACCGUUUAGUGGUGAACGUAAACAGUGGAUGACGUUUAAGGAUAUUUACGUUUCAACGAUCCACAACCGAGCCGACAUUUCGGAUGCGCUAAAGAUGCAGUAUCUUUUUUCGUACCUCGAGGGAGAUGCCAAGAGAUUGGUCAGCAAAUUUGCUAUCUCGGGCGCCAAUUAUCAAAAUGCGUGGGGCAUUUUGAUUGCCCACUUCGACAAGAAGCGCUACACCGUGUUUUCGUUGGUUCAUGAGUUCCUUGCUCAAUCUCCGGUAACCCAAGCUACUCCGCAGCCACUGGGCAGGCUGGUAACAACGUCCGACGAGAUCAUCCAACAGUUGGACGCGUUGGGAAACGACUUCACCGGCCGAGAUCCGUGGCUGAUUCAUCUUAUCCUGGAGAAACUGGACAAGGAGACGCGAGCAAGCUGGUCACAGGAAGUUGUCGACACCGAAAAUCCCACCUUCGAAGAUUUGUUGGAGUUUCUCAAGAAGCGUUGUGAGGUGCUGGAAACGUGUUCGGCGUUUUCGAAGAAACCAGUGAAUGAACUGAAGAAAGAAGCGGCCAAGCCGGUAGCAGAGAAGCUGAAGAUGCUGCAUACAACAGUGGACAAAAAGUGCGCGAAGUGCUCUAGUGAGCACAAUACGUAUCAGUGUGAAGACUUUAAAAACAUGAGUGUGAAGGACAGGCGAGAACUAGUGCAAAAGGCCAAACUCUGUUUUAACUGCCUACGACCCUCACAUUCUGUGAAAUCGUGUUCGUCGAAAACGGUAUGCCGCAAUAGUGAGUGUAAACAGCGCCACCACACGCUGCUGUGUCCGGUGGCGAAGAAGCCUGAUCAAGUGGUGGCGAAGAAACAGGAAGAAGAUCAGUCGCCGGAAGUACCUGCAAAGGAAGAAGGUGUCGUCGUUGCGUUGACAGCCGGAAUGGAACAAGGCGACAAGAAAUCCAUUUCGUUGCUACCCACGGCGGUAGUGAAAGUGCAGCAGGCGGAUGGUGGAUUCAGUUCGGCAAGGGUGCUGAUCGAUUCUGGGUCGCAGGCAUCACUACCCGCAUAG